AAACAACGCAUGCGCAGAGGAGAACAUCGGGGAGUGUCUUGAAGAGGUUCGUUGGACUCGAGAGCAUCAUUAUGAACAAUGACCCGGCUUUAAAGACGAGAACUGAUGCAGUGACACGGACCUAAAGUGGCUUUUUGACGAGCGGCGGAGGAGACGGGCUCACGUCACCGCUUUGAUUGUCUAAUAGAUGGGACGUUCACGAGCACUGACGGAACAAGGAAUCAGGAUUACUUUCCUGUUAACCUUCCUGCAGACCGUUAUGAUGGUGCACAGCGGUUGGGUUUGGGUUUAUUUUAAGUUAUCACUUUGGUGGAAAUAUUAAUAAUACUGAUUUUCUCACCUUAUUGUUGGAUCUAUACUAAUAUCUUUAAAAAAUGCACCCUUAUUACUUUUAUUUCCACUAAGACAUAAAGACUUGAUGUAAAUAUAUGCAUUUAAAACAAACAGUUUCUUCUGCUUCAGCUUUUAAAGUGAGUUUGGUCCAAAUUUUAAUCCCCUGCAUAAAUAAUUUAAUUUAAACUAUGGCUGCCAUAAUCCCCUGGAUGUCAUGAGUUGGCCAUCUGCUGUUGGAUCUUACUUAAACCCACAGGCUUAAGCAGUGACAGAAUCCAGGAAAUCAGAGCGUUUGGACUACCUGGUGAAGGAGACAUGCUGAGGGCCACAGUGAGCUUAACUGAGGACAGGGAUGAGGAGCAGGAGGAUGAAGGUGAAGAAGAGAUGCGGGAUGGAGGGGUGCCUUUCUAUGUGAAUAGAGGAGGUUUCCCAGUGGACGAGGAGACCUGGGAGAGGAUGUGGCGCCAUGUGGCAAGAAUCCAUCCGAACGCUGAAGUGCUGGCAAAGGAGAUCCGGAGUGCCACUGACCUUCCUAAGAUUCCCAUACCAAGUGUGCCUUCAUUCCAACUUACAACCACUAUCCCACAACGCCUGGAAGCCAUACAGAAGUACAUCAGGGAACUGCAGUACAAUCACACCGGGACGCAGUUUUUUGAGAUAAAGAAAAGCCGUCCUCUCACCGCGUUAAUGGACAUUGCAAAGGAGAUGACACGGGAGGCUCUGCCAAUCAAAUGUCUGGAAGCAGUUAUCUUGGGAAUUUACCUCACCAACAACAUGCCCGGUGUGGAGCGCUUCCCGCUCAGCUUUAAGUCUCAGUACUCAGGGAACCACUUCUACCACAUUGUGCUGGGCGUUUACAGCGGGGGCCGCUUUGGGGCGCUGGGCAUGAGUCGAAGAGAGGACCUCAUGUUUAAGCCUAUGGAGUUCCGCACGCUAACGGACUUGGUUCAGGAGUUCGAAGGGGCUUACAGAGGGUACUGGCACACCCUGCGCAAGGUGAAAAUCGGCCAGUACGUGUCCCACGACCCCCACAGUGUGGAGCAGAUAGAAUGGAAGCAUUCCAUAAUUGACGUAGACAAGCUGAGCAAGGAGGAGCUGCGGAAGGAGCUGGAGAGGCACACCCGUGACAUGAGGCUGAAGAUAGGAAAGCAAGCGCCUCCAUCUCCAACCAAAGACAGGAGGAACAGCAUGGGCUCACCCAUCAGAGGACCGGGCAGCCCCAAUCGCAGGGUCAGCCGAGUUGAGAAACGUCCCUCCGGAGAGAAGAAAGUUUUGGAACAAAAGCCGUCCACCGACAUCAACGGAUACCAGAUUCGAGUCUGAGGAACUUUAAAUUGCUUUCAACAAUUGCCACACACUUUGACCUAUUCAGUGUUGAACGGGUGACCAGCAGCUUUUCUUCCUGAACACCUUUGUUUGUACAAGCUUUUUUAUGUAGCCUUUAAAUGUGUACAGUAACUGGUGCUGACACUGAUUUUAGUAUAGGAAAUGUACAGAACAGUUUUUUAUUAGGUGUGUGGGAUAAAGGAACACUGAAUGGAAACAUAACCUAAGAAAUAUCUGUGCAUCGGGGCUUUAUGCAGUCUGUAUUUAUGUACUGUGAGUGUGCAAAACCAUAGCGUGUCGUACAAAUCCACCUCCUAUGUCUAUCACACAUGUAUGGACCUGGUUUAUAAACCACUGCCUGUGCCUUGUUUUAAAGUUUAAAUCAAAAAGUUCCUUUAUUUUUCAGUCUUGUUGUCUAAUCAAACACAAAACGGAGAAAUGUCUUCUCUUUUAAAUCCCUAUCAAAUAAACUCAAACAGACUGCCGGCUUUUGAGGCUGGCGUA
Molecule: messenger RNA, 2163 nt
Organism: Oryzias melastigma (Indian medaka)
Lineage: Eukaryota; Metazoa; Chordata; Actinopteri; Beloniformes; Adrianichthyidae
Gene: vash1
Product: vasohibin 1
Exons: 7
Coding region: 649-1656 (335 amino acids)
Biological process (GO): regulation of angiogenesis
Cellular component (GO): cytoplasm
Source: RefSeq, a predicted model, not a curated record